Messenger RNA from Lates calcarifer (barramundi perch), 930 nucleotides. RefSeq names its product GINS complex subunit 1 (Psf1 homolog) (gene gins1). The coding region runs from base 143 to 733 and encodes 196 amino acids. Gene Ontology annotation, cellular component: GINS complex. The transcript is spliced from 7 exons. The record is from RefSeq and is a predicted model, not a curated record. Lineage: Eukaryota; Metazoa; Chordata; Actinopteri; Centropomidae. Gene Ontology annotation, biological process: DNA replication; DNA strand elongation involved in mitotic DNA replication.
AUGUCACGUGAUGAUAACACAGCUUUCCAGUUUACCCGCGAAACGGAGCAGUCCUCCUCUGUCAGAGUCCGGGGUUUUUAAUGUCGGAAUAAAGGUUUAAUUUAUCAUUUUCUGCUUAUUGUUUGUGUUUUACGGCCUCAGGAUGUUUUGUGAGAAAGCCAUCGAGUUAAUCAGAGAACUUCACCGGAUGAGCGACGGACAGCUGCCCGCUUUUAACGAAGAUGGACUGCGGCAGGUUCUGCAGGAGAUGGAGGCUCUGUACGAACAGAACCAGAGUGAUGUUAACGAGGCGAAGUCUGAGGGUCGAGCUGAGCUGAUUCCCUCCAUCAAACUGCGUCACUGCUGCCUGCUGAGGAACCAGCGCUGCGUCACCGCCUACCUAUACGACCGUCUGCUGAGGAUCAGAGCUCUGCGGUGGGAGUACGGCAGCGUGCUGCCUCCUAACAUCCGCUUCCACAUGUGUGCAGAGGAGCUGCAGUGGUUCGGUCAGUAUAAAAAGUCUCUGGCCUCCUUCAUGCGCUCUCUGGGUGGAGAAGAAGGUCUGGACAUCACUCAGGACAUGAAGCCUCCAAAGAGUCUGUACAUCGAGGUGAGGUGUUUAAAGGAUCACGGAGAGUUUGAGAUCGACGACGGAACAGUGAUUCUGCUGAAGAAGAACAGUCAGCACUUCCUGCCGCGGUGGAAAUGUGAGCAGCUGAUUCGUCAGGGCGUCCUGGAGCACGUCGUCUCCUGAGAGCGGAGGAGAGGACGGACUGACGCCCCCCACCCACACCCCCCCGCAGCCACUUCCUGUCUUCACGUUAACAUCAGACUCAUGAUGAAAACAACAGACAGAUUUUUACUCGUCAGUAGAGUCAGAACGUUCCCUUUCUCCAGGACGGAGCAGAGUGAGGAUUAAAGACGGAAAAAUAAAACAUUUCUUUUUCUAAA